AUGUCUGAUCCAUUCAACGACACUACACAACCACAACAAAACACUUCCGGUGACAAAAGUCUCACAUGCUCCGUAUUGGUGUUGGCCAUCUUGUCCACCGUCUUCGGAUGGGUUGGAGCUACUAUCAUCUUCUUCUUGGAGAAGAGAAACGUGUUCAUCAGAGCUACUUGCCUCCACUGCAUCAUUAUCACCGCUCCACUCUUCUUACUCACUUUGUUCCUUUUGAUCUUCUAUUGGGCCGGAAUGUUCUUCAUUGUCACUUUCUGGAUCUUCUUUGUCAUCUGCAUCUUGGUCAAUAUCACUUUGGUCGCACUCGCAGUCUGGAAGUCAUCUUCGGAAGACUUCUUGGGUAUCCCAUUACUCGACAAAUGGAUUGUCUCUAAGGUUUAA
Messenger RNA from Entamoeba invadens IP1, 390 nucleotides. RefSeq lists its product as hypothetical. The transcript has a single exon. The record is from RefSeq and is a predicted model, not a curated record. Bases 1 to 390 code for a protein of 129 amino acids. NCBI's taxonomy places the organism in Eukaryota, Evosea, Mastigamoebida, Endamoebidae.